AUGACAUUCAAUCAAGCAACUUGUCGAUAUGAAAAAGCAGUUCACGGAUUGCCAGCUAAUAUGAAUUAUGAAUGGAAAGUUGCUUUUAAUGGAAAAUGGGGUGGAGAUAAAGGAUGUAAUAAUGGUGGAAACUGUCAAUUUAAUAGUGGUUCUUCUGGUACAAUACUUCUCAUCUAUAAUCCAUUCAAUGGACAGCUAGCAACAAGUUCUCUAAGUAGUGAUCAAACAACUGUUCCAGGUAGUGUUUCUACUUCUGCACCAUCAACAUGUUCAAAUCCAUACAAAGGUCGAAUAGUUCGAACAUCAGGCGAUUAUCAAUCUGAAUUAGGCAGUACAGCUCCAUGGCUGACUACAGAAGUAAAUAGUUUAAUGACAUUUGAUGAAACGUCUUGUCUCUAUUUACUUACUCUUUCUGGUCUGACAUCAAAUAGAUUCUAUGAAUGGAAAGUUACUUUUGAUAAUUCAUGGUCAGGAAGUAUUGGCUGUGGAAAUGGUGGAAAUUGUAAAUUUUCAACGAGUGCAGCUGGUACUGUUGAACUUGUAUUUGAACCUAGUUCAAAACAAUUAUCAUUUCGUCCUCUUGCAACUGUUUGUGGUAAUGGACAAUGUGAAUUAGGUGAAACAUGUAGUACAUGUUUGAUUGAUUGUAGUGAAUGUCCACCAGCUAUAUGUGGUGAUGGUAAAUGUGAAGAUGCUGAGUCAUGUGAAUCAUGUUCAAAUGAUUGUGGCAAAUGUUCAGUAUGUGGUGAUGAUAUAUGUCAAACAAGUGAAACAUAUCAAACAUGUCCACAAGAUUGUCCAAAUGAAUUACCUGGAUGUGGAAUAUUUAAGGAAGAAAGUUGUGUAGAUGAUUCACAAUUUCAUGCAACAUCAGAUGUUGAAGAAAAACGUUGGCAAACACCAAAACCUGGUACAAAUGGUUAUCAAUCAUCAUUUCAAGAUUAUCAUACACUUGUUGGCUAUGCUGAUAUCAUCUAUAUAAGUACUGAUCGUCUUGCAGCUGAUGUUUGUCUUCAAACAAAACAUCGUCAAUUAAAUUCAGUCACAUUAACUUAUUUUUUUGAUGGUAUUACUCAAACAACAAAAUGUAAACGUUAUACAAAUGCAUAUACUGGUAUUUUAUUAGCAGUUGUAACUGGAAGUGAUGGAUCAACAUUAGAAUUACCUGAAAUUGAUUUUGUAUGGAAUGCUAAACCAAUUCCUAGUCGAUCAGGUGAUUAUCAUAAUGGACAAAAAGGUGCUAUAACAGAAAUGUUUGGAUGGCCACACAAUGACGUAAAAGAAGAAUGUGAAUUUCUUGGUAAAGCUGGUUAUUUAGGUGUAAAAUUAUUUCCUGUUCAUGAGCAACUUAUGUCAACACAACCAUUUGAAAAUGCAAUGAAUCCAUGGUAUUUUAUGUAUCAACCAGUUUCAUAUAAUUUAGAUGGUCGAAUGGGUACACGUGAAGAAUUACGUGAUCUAAUUCAAACAUGUCGAAGCUUUGGUGUUCGAGUAUAUAUAGAUGCUGUACUAAAUCAUUUUACAGGUGCAGGAAAUGAUCUUAAUCAACAUCGAAAUCCAGGUAGUGGUUGUGUUAAAUGGGGUAAUAAAACAAGUAGUGCACCUAUUGAGCGACAAUCACCAUUUUAUAUACAUGCUUUUACUUAUCAAUACAAUGCAAAUACAGGAAAAGCUCCAUCUAAUGAAUUUCCAGCUGCUGCUAUUGGCCCUGAAGAUUUUCAUUGUGAUCGUCCAAAUGGUGCUUGGACUAAUUUAUUUAUUUUAAAUAAUGGUUGGCUAGUUGGUCUUGUCGAUCUUGAUACUUCAAUGGAUUAUGUACGUGAACGGCAAGCAGCUUAUCUUGUUGAUAUGUUAAGUUUAGGUGUAAGUGGUUUUCGAAUUGAUGCAGCUAAACAUAUAUCACCAGAAGAUUUAUCAGCAAUAAUGAAAAAAGUUCAAACUAAAAUGGGUGGUAAAUUACCAGAUGAUUUCUUUGUCUGGCUUGAAGUUCUUACAGAUGGAGAAGCACAGUAUAUUUGGACAGGACCUUCGUGGUACGGCACUAUGUUUACAAAUAUUCUCAAACAAGAUCUCGUUUUAGAUUCAGAAAUUGAUAAGAUUAAAUUUUAUUUUAUUUUGAUCAUAACGAUGUGGGAUGGUCUCUAUCCAAAAGAACCAUUUCAUAAUCCAACAGUACCACGUCAUCGUGUAGUUAUUCAAAAUGAUGAUCAUGAUCAACAAAAUCCAGGUUCAAGUAGUCGUGAUAUGGAUACUUUUGGUUGUGUUCUUGUAAAAAAUUGUUCUAUAUCAGUUCAUCGUAAUUUUGAAAUUCGUCUCUUUACAAAUCCAAAUGGAGUAACUGAUAAUAAUAAUGAUUGGCCCAUACGAUUCAUUCUUUCAUCUUAUUAUCAUACCUAUGGAGAUCUUGGUAUUCCCGAUGGAAAAUCAUCAUGUAAUCUAUGUACAGUAAUGUGUGAGACGUGUCGAAAAUCAGUACCUUAUAUCAAAGCACAUGAACCGAUGGCAUGUGCAUAUGUUGGCAAUGGAUAUACACGUACACAUCGUGAUAUAUUUGUGAUCAAUGCAAUGCGUGCAUGGAUGAAAUUAACACCAAUAUCAGGAGUAUCGUUGGGUAUUGGACAUUGUGCAUGA
Rotaria sordida is the source of this 2631-nucleotide messenger RNA. Lineage: Eukaryota; Metazoa; Rotifera; Eurotatoria; Philodinida; Philodinidae. The record is from the annotation of a GenBank genome assembly.